AUGUUACAAACAUUAAAAGAGAGUAAAUUAGUUUUGACUCUGUUUACAGAUAAUGAAUAAGUAGCAUAAGAUUCAGAAAUUAACGAUAACGUUGAAUUUAACUACAUCAGAGUAAAGGCAGCUUAAGCUAUAGAAGAAGCCAUCAAAUAUGCUGAUCAAAACCAAUACAAUCAAGGACAACAUGUAUUAUCAGAUAUGUUAAAAUAGAUAGAGAAAUCUCACCCUAAAAACUAGGCUAAGCUCUAAGUUCUUAAAGACGAUUUAGUUUAAUGUUAAUAAAACGUGCAACCUUAAGUGUACUAAAUUCAAGGUAAGCUCUAAGCAUAGUAACAAUGUGUUAGUCAUUAUAACUAAUAAUCAUAGGCAGUAAGAUUGAAUGAUAUGUAUUAAAUACCUCUUUAAAGAUAAAUGGUUUAAUAAUAAUAAUAGCAAAAGUAAUAAUAAAUUUGGAAUAAACCUUAAUAAUUGCCUUAAUAAUUAAUCUAGUUAUAAAAAAACCCACAAUAACAAAUCUAGUAAUAAUAACAGUACUAGUAGUAAUAAUAACAGUAGUAGUAGUAGUAAUAAUAACAUUAGCAAUAGUAAUAAUAACAGCAGUAGUAGUAAUAAUAACAAUAACAAUAGCAAUACUAAUAAGCAUAUUAAUAACAAUAUUAGAAUAACUAUCAUUGA
Messenger RNA from Tetrahymena thermophila SB210, 672 nucleotides. RefSeq names its product von willebrand factor type A domain protein. The transcript has a single exon. The record is from RefSeq and is a predicted model, not a curated record. Lineage: Eukaryota; Ciliophora; Oligohymenophorea; Hymenostomatida; Tetrahymenidae.